Molecule: messenger RNA, 495 nt
Organism: Abrus precatorius (Indian licorice)
Lineage: Eukaryota; Viridiplantae; Streptophyta; Magnoliopsida; Fabales; Fabaceae
Exons: 1
Coding region: 1-495 (164 amino acids)
Source: RefSeq, a predicted model, not a curated record
AUGUGCGUUGCCCUUCUUCAUCCUCAAGAUUGCUUCACGGACAAAACUUCUCACCAAACAACAAUAACCUCUGGCGCUCUCAGAAUGAAAAUUUCCAAACCCAACCCUAAGCCUCUUCGAAGCAAUCGCAAGAAGCUAACCCAUCCAAACCCGCAAAACCGUUCUGAUCAGGCCCGGCCCACUUCCACCUCUCCCGUGAAACCGCAAGACAGUAACAAGCUAGUCAUGGGUCAGGUCAAAAUACUGAAACGCGGCGAACAGUUCCCCCAAGCGACGCCGAAUCGGCGCCCAAAGACGGCAACCGUCGAGAAGGAGUUAAGUUCAACUUCGACUCUGACGGACAAACCGGACGGACCGUACGCUGGAUAUUCCAUGUCGGUGAUUUCUCCCUCACCAAACUCCGUUCCGUUACCCCUUUUCAUCACUAGGAAUUUUGCGGCUCUAAGUGACGCCACCAGCGAGAUCCGCAAGAUUUUACGGAUCGAAUUUCCCUAA